UCAGAUAGCUCUAUGGACACCUCCGGGUCAUCAGCAUCGGAGUCUUCGAGCUCAUCGGGCUCAUCAGAGCAGGCCGAUGACUAUCAGCCGCUUUCGCAGCUCUACCUUCGUGAGCUUGCAGCAAUCCAGGCCUCACGGUACAUGAACGAACGCGAGGCUAUCAUUAAAACACCCGAGAACAUACAGCUUCUUCUUCACCAAUACAAGGUUGAUUUUCCCGAUAUAUUCCGCAGCUUCACGGGCAUAUCUCCAGCCUGCUUCGACAAUAUCCUAUGCUGCAUCGGCACAGAUCCUGCAUUCCAUAACAACUCCAACAAUCCUCAGAUGCCUGUGGAUCAGCAAUUGGCCAUAGCAUUGUACCGGUUUCGUCACUUUGGCAAUGCAGUGAGCGUGCUGAAGGUAGCUCUGUGGGCUGGUGUCUCUGUGGGAACCGUGAUUGGGGUCACCAAGCAUGUCAUGGCUGCAGUUUGCGGAGACUCAGGUCUUCGCCAUGGUGCUAUUGCUUUCCCAGAUGCAGAAGCAAAGGAGAAGGCAAAAUCCUGGGUCGAGACCAUGUCAUGUUCAGGAUGGCGCGAUGGCUGGCUUAUGGUCGAUGGGACUCUUAUUCCCUUGUAUGAGCGGCCGGCAUUCUUUGGGAAUACGUGGUAUGACAGGAAAAGCAACUAUUCUAUGAACCUGCAGCUGGUGUCUACACCUGAUCUCCAGAUCAUCGACUACAGUGUAGGGCUUCCUGGCAGUCAGCAUGACUCCACUGCAUGGGCAGAGACAAGAAUCUAUAAGGAGCACGAGAAACUCCUGAACAGUGAUGAAUGGGUCUGGGGUGAUUCUGCAUAUCCCUUAGAAACAUGGUGCCAGGCACCAUACAAGAAG
Messenger RNA from Punctularia strigosozonata HHB-11173 SS5, 870 nucleotides. RefSeq lists its product as uncharacterized. Lineage: Eukaryota; Fungi; Basidiomycota; Agaricomycetes; Corticiales; Punctulariaceae. The transcript is spliced from 2 exons. The record is from RefSeq and is a predicted model, not a curated record. The annotation marks the transcript as partial.